This is a messenger RNA of Symbiodinium sp. CCMP2592, 951 nucleotides long. The record is from the annotation of a GenBank genome assembly. Lineage: Eukaryota; Dinophyceae; Suessiales; Symbiodiniaceae.
AUGCAACAGCACACAGUGAACACAAUCAAAGGUCUGACCAAGGUCGGCGCACUCGCGCUCCUCGUCGGUGGAAUCAACGCGAUCGCUCUUGCGAGUGAGGGAUCGGAGUCCGAAGGUCAAUCAAGCGAGGAGACGACCGAGUCAGAGGAUAAUCUCCCUGAAACGCUCCAACUCGACUGCGUCAUCCGCGACUUUAAACCGAAGCAAUGGGAAGGCGGACACCCCGACUUCGAGUCCUUCGGCGGAACCACCACCGUCGGACUGGUCGCGGAGUACCUGAGCGAUGACGGCAAACCCGUUUCAUCGGGCGACCUUCGAGGGAAGAAGAUCAGCUCAGAGUUCAAAGACUCGCAAGGCCGGAACAUCAAUCCCGCGAUGUAUGAUCCGCAACAGGGUGACACACAAGGUUCACUCGCGAACGGUCCCUCAGGGAACGGAUUCACUUCCGUCGAACGAUUCGAUCAGUGGUAUCGCGAUGUGCCGGGUGUCAAUCUCUCGAAGACCAUUGAGCUCACGCUCACACGCGUACCAGGGACCGAUCGGUAUGUGUUCGAUUCGGCACACGAUACUGUCCACGGCACGCACGGGUUCUUCCCGAUCAACGGCGAGCUCUAUGGAAACUUCAAAUCGGGCCGGAACUAUCACUUCACGACUGAGAUCAACACAGAGUUCACAUUCCAUCGUGAGACCGGUCAGGUGUUCAAGUUCACAGGUGACGACGAUGUCUGGGUCUAUAUCAACGGACGACUCGUGGUCGACCUUGGUGGUCUGCACCCCAAGCGUGAGCAGUUCCUCGAUCUCGAUCGAUUGGAUUGGCUCCAAGACGGCCGGACUUACACACUCGACAUCUUCCACGCCGAGCGUCGGUACAGCGGAUCGAACUUCCGCAUCGAGACCACGCUUCAGCUCCGGAGCAUCGAGCUCCCUCCGACCGCGGCGUUGUAUGACUAA